UCACUGCAGAGAACAGGCAGAAGAAAUAUGCCAAAGGCCUGCUUGGUGGGACCCCAGACUCCAGAUGGCACCAGCCCGUGAGAGUUAUACAAAGAAUGAAGUAGUGACUCUGAGCUGCAACAAUGGUUCCCAGCCAUCUUUCACUCACAUCAAAUGUGCAGAGAGGGUUCAGCCAUGGAAUUAUUCUAGAUCUCUAAAUGCAGAUGUGUGGCUGGGGAGGAAAAGCAGUGAUGUCUGGAUUCACAUUGAGGGGAACAUAGAGUGCAUUGAGAAAUGCCAGAAGCCUCAGUGGGACCCCAGGUUUAUCUUUGACCAAGAACAGGAGACCUUCAACCCAAAUGAAGUGGUGAAUGUGAGAUGUCCUGAGGGGCACAGGCCUCCACCCAUGGAGAUCAAGUGUGUGAAGCUGAAGCCAAGGAAAGGUUCCACGGUUGGUCGCAGUGGCUGGAUAGUGAGGAAUGGCACAGGCAGCUGGCACCCUAUGGAGGAGAGCUUGACCUGUGUGGAUGUCCUCCAGGUUGUUCCUGAGACCCUGAAGAUUACCAGCACCAGCAUCAAACUGAAUUGGACCUGCAUGCUCCCUGACACCUGCCAGAAUAUUCGGGCCAGGUGCCGGCUGGAGGGGCAUUCUUCUCCUCCCUGUGAGGCUGAGGAGGUGAAGGGAGAGGAGAUGUUACAAGGUCAAGAGGGAACUUUCACAUGCCCGCCUUUGCAGCCCUUCACUGUUUAUAGUGUCACUAUCUCCCAGCUGCCCAGCACAAUCCUGUACACACGGUUCCUCAGGACAAAGGAAUCAGUGCCAGACGAACCAGAGAAUCUGCGGCUGGAUCCCACCUUGGGAUCUCUUGGGUGGAAGGCACUGCCCUCCUGCAAAGGGGAGAUCAUUGGAUACCAGCUGAACAUCACCACCAUGAGAGCAGACGACGACAGCUUCCUUGAAUUCAAGCAGGUGUUGGUGAACCAGUCGGUGACUGAGUACACCCCCCCCCAGACAGCUGGAAGAAAAUACGUGGUGACUGUGCAGGGCCUCACAACAGCUGGUGCUGGGGCUGCAUCAAUGCUGGAAUUUCAAGUCUUGGUUGCAGGGCAGCCUCUGGGCCCAUGGCCUGGGUCAGCGGUCACGGUAGUCGUGGUGGUGCUGGUGCUGGUCCCCUUGUCUGCAGGGAUCCUGUGGUUUGUGCUGUCCAGGAAAAAGAAGGUCUUGACCAGCAAAGUUGAGGAGGAUGAUUACACAGAGCUCCAGCCCUAUGAGAACGUACAUGAGGAUAAUUACUGCGUGAUCAAGACUUUUCUGGCACAGAAAGAUGCAGAAACGUGCCAAAGGCCCCCUUGGGCCUCCAUCUUCCAGCUGGCACCAGACCAGGAGAGCUACAGGAAGAACGAAGAAGUGAUGCUGAGCUGCCCCGAAGGUUUCCAGCCAUCCUUCACCCAUGUCAAAUGUUCGAGUGAAGUCCAGUCCUUCAUUGAUGGGAAACCUGUCCACAGAGAGGUUUGGCUUGGAAGACAUACCAGAGGUGCCUGGAUUCGCAUUCGCUCCAGCAUGGAGUGCCUUGAAGUGCUUCAGGUUGUCCCCGGCACCUUUGAGAUCUCCAGCACCAGCAUCAAACUGAACUGGACCUGCAGGUUCCCUGGUGCCUGCCAGGGCAUGCGGGCCAUGUGCCGCCUGGCAGUGCCUUCCUCCCCUCCCUGCCAGGCUGAGGAGGUGGAGGGAGAGGAGAUGUUACAUGGCCAGGAGGGAACAUUCUCCUGCUCCCAGUUGCAGCCCUUCACUGACUACAGUGUCACCAUCUUCUUGCACCCCAACAUGACCCUUUUCUCAUGGUUGUUCAGGACAGAGGAAACAGUGCCAGACAAACCAGAGGAAGUGUGGUUGGAUACCAGCAGAGGGUCCCUGAGGUGGAAGGAGCUGCCCUCCUGCAAAGGGGAGAUCAUUGGAUACCAGCUGAACAUCACGGCCAGGAGCACACGGGAUGGAGGCUUCCUGGAGAUGGAGCGGCUGCAGGUGAACGGCUCCGUCACUGAGCACCGGCUGCCGGAGCACGGCCCUGGCAGCAGCUAUGUGGUGUCGAUUCAGGGACUGACGGCUGCCGGGGCCGGAGCUGCGUCGCUGUGGGAGUUUCAGAGCACAGACAACCAGCACCCUCUGGGCAUCAGCUGCCGCAGCGUCCCUGACAUCUCCCCAUCCCAAGGGACGGCCGUGCUUCCCCUCCAACCCAUCACCACGGAGGGGGUCGGGGAGCACCAGCUGGUCGUGGCCAUGACACACAACAGCUCAGGGAUUGAAAGCGCCUGCUUGGGGCAGCCACAGCCCUUCAGUGCCAGCCAGCAGCCCUUCAACACCACCCAGCAGCCCUUCAACACCACCCAGCAGCCCUUCAACACCACCCAGCAGCCCAGAACCUACGUGGCCGCUGUGCUCAACCUCACCGCCCCCAUGGACUUCGUUUUGGGCAACGGCACCUGGGGGCAGGGCUACCACAACGCUGCCCUGCGCCCCGGCUGGGACUACACGGCCCUUCUGCGCCUCGUCCGCCGCUCACCGCAGUCAGAGAAGUUCACCUGUGUCUGCUACAGCUUCUCUAUUGUUGCAGGGCAGGCUCCGGGCAUGUGGCAUUGGACUGUGAUUGGGCUGGUUGUGCUGUUGGUACUCCUCCUCGUGACUGCAGUGAUCCUGUGGCUCGUGCUUUCCAGGAAAAAGAAGUAUGUGCCCAACAAAGCUAAGGAGGAUAACUAAAAAGGUAAAGGUGGCUAGGCUAGAGAUCAGUCACUCCAGCCGCUGGCCAGGUCCAUGGAGACAUUUAGAGCAGAGAAGGAGUGGAGAAAAUGAGAAGGAUGACCCCAGCUCGGUGCUGAUGGCUGCUGUGUCCCCUUGGUCUCCUGUGACUGUGACAGCGUGGGAGUCCAAUUCAAUUCAUCUAAUUUAGCAGGGCAAGAUGAAAACAGGAGACAAAAGAGGAUUGUGAGCUUUUUCUUUCCUCAGCACCUUCACCUCCCAGCUUUUGCUUACUGCUUUUUUAAGGCCUUUGAAUUUGACUUUCUGCAGUUCCUUUUUUCAGGUUUGCUUUCAUUUUUGCUUUCCUGGAAGCAGGAUUUGUAUUUCAGAUUUCCUAAUCCCAGACUCACACAGGCUCAGGCUGAUGGCAUUCUCCUGCCAUGCCCUGGGUUCCCAACUCUUCUCCUCCAUCUCUGCUGAUAUUCAGCCAAACAUAGGGAUUUUCUGGAACUUGGCCUGACUGGACUGCUUUGUGACUCUGCCUG
Pipra filicauda (Wire-tailed manakin) is the source of this 3258-nucleotide messenger RNA. RefSeq lists its product as uncharacterized. NCBI's taxonomy places the organism in Eukaryota, Metazoa, Chordata, Aves, Passeriformes, Pipridae. The coding region runs from base 65 to 2734 and encodes 889 amino acids. Gene Ontology annotation, molecular function: protein binding. The record is from RefSeq and is a predicted model, not a curated record. The transcript has 19 exons.